UGGAUGGAAGGCUUCACAGGAUCAGCAUCACCGACCCUCUGCCAGUCAUCACAGAGGAUGAGAUGAUGGCUCAGGACAUUGUUGAGUGCAACAGUAACAAAGAGAACAGCGAACAAACCCAGAGCAGAGCCAGACCAGGGCGCAAACCUCCCAACCCAAAGGGCCGCAGGAGGGAAAGCAAAACCUCAUCUCACCAGAGCCGACGUUCUGGCAGUCAGCAGUACACUCAAAGCCACACCAAUUCCUCCCAACACCCUUCUCACCAAAGCCCUCUCCCCGAGCCAACCUUCCGCGUGCUUGACUGCCCGUGUCCUUUAGACACACCUCCCCUACCUGUGGCCUACUACCGUUUCGUAGAGAAGUCAGGGGAGGAGCAGGACUGUGAGGCAGAGUACGACAUGGACGAGGAGGACCUGGCCUGGCUGGAGAUGGUCAACCAGAAGAGAGUAUCUGAUGGCCACGCGUCCGUCUCCCCGGACACCUUUGAGCUGCUGAUCGACCGUCUGGAGAGGGAGUCCAUCCUGGAGUCACGGAGCCAGGCCCUGUCCCAGAGUGCCAUAGACGAGGACGCCUUCUGCUGCGUCUGCCUGGACGACGAGUGUCUCAACAGCAACGUCAUCCUAUUCUGUGACAUCUGCAACCUGGCCGUCCACCAGGAGUGUUACGGUGUUCCCUACAUCCCUGAGGGCCAGUGGCUGUGCCGCUGCUGUCUGCAGUCCCCCUCGCGCCCUGUGGACUGUGUGCUCUGCCCCAAUCGGGGAGGUGCCUUCAAACAGACUAGUGAUGGACGCUGGGCCCAUGUUGUCUGUGCCAUAUGGAUCCCAGAGGUGUGCUUUGCCAACAUGGUAUUCCUGGAGCCAGUGGAGGGGGUGAAGAACAUCCCCUCAGCCCGCUGGAAGCUCACCUGCUACCUGUGCAAGCAGAAAGGCCGGGGCGCGUCCAUCCAGUGCCACAAGGCCAACUGUUACCGGGCCUUCCAUGUCAGCUGUGCCCAGAAGGCUGGCCUCUUCAUGAAGAUUGACCCGGUCCGGGAGACUGGGGUCAACGGAACCACCUUCUCUGUGAAGAAGACUGCCUUCUGUGAGAAUCACUCCCCAGUCGGGUCACGGCGAGAUGGGUCAGGUGAUGAGGCUGUGGAGGGAAGGCUGGUGGGAGGCAGGGGGAACAGGGGUCAAAGGUCAUACACUCAGAGCCCCCCGGCACCGCCCAGUAAAAAGACUCCCAAAGGCCAGAAGAAGAAGAAAGGAAAGAAGAGCCUAGCUGGUCAGACGACCCGUCGCUCUGCUGUGCCUGUGCUGCUGGUGCCUCAAAUCCCCUCUCACAGGCUGAACAAGAUUUGCAUUGGGGUUGCUGUCCAGAGGAAGAACCAGUUCAUGCAGAGGCUUCACAACUACUGGUUGCUGAAACGUCAGUCCCGAAACGGCAUGCCUCUCAUCCGGCGUCUGCACUCGCAUCUGCAGGCUCACAAGACUGCUGAGCAGAGGGAACCAGAUGAGAAGCUUUGUGCGGCGAGGGAGGAGCUACGGUACUGGCAGAAGUUGCGGCAGGACCUGGAGAGAGCCCGGCUUCUGGUGGAACUCGUCCGCAAGAGAGAGAGACUAAAGAGAGAGCAGAUGAAACUUCAACAGGCUGCUCUGGAGCUGAAGUUGACCCCUGUGUUAAUACUGCUGCGUUCCACCCUGGACCAGCUUCAGGAGAAGGACACAGCACAGAUUUUCUCUCAGCCUGUCAAUCUAGCAGAGGUGCCAGACUAUCUGGAGUUCAUCUCCAAGCCCAUGGAUUUAUCCAGCAUGCGUGCCAAACUGGAGGCCCAUGCCUACUGCUCCACAGCCGACCUGGAGGGGGACUUUAACCUCAUGGUGUCCAACUGCCUGAGGUACAACUCCAAGGAGACCGCGUUCCACCGAGCCGCCCUGCACCUACGGGAGGUGGGAGGAGCCGUCCUCCGCCACGCCCACAGACAGGCGCAGAGCAUCGGGUUGGACCCCAGCACGGGCAUGCACCUCCCAGACUCUCCCAACAAGCACGGCUUCUACCAAUGCACCUGGGAGGACGUGGACUCUCUCCUGGAUCCAGACAACAGGCUCCACCUGUCCACAGAGGAGCAGCUGAAGGCCCUGCUGGAGAAGCUGGACAUGGUGGCAUCCAUGCGCUCCAGUGGAGGACGAACCAAACGCAUCCGGCUGCUGCGUAGAGAGAUCAACACGGUCACGCACAAACAACAGUGCUCACAGUCGCACAACGGGAAAGAAGAAGAGGAAGAGGAAGAGGAGGAAGAAAAGGGAAAGAAGGACAAUGUGGAGAACAGUCCUUUAACAUCAGCCUCUACUCCGGGGAAAGAUGCCUCUCCACCAACACUAGAGCCUUCAUGCCCAGCGUCGUCCCCCCUGCAAGGCGAUGCCCCACCUGAGCCACCCGUACCGGGCCUUGUGACCGCAGGACGGAGAUCACCAGGGCGCUCUUACAAACGCCAGAGAUCCUCGCCGAGUGGGGGAAAAGGGCAGAGUGACGAUGAUGCUGAAGUUGAGGAGACAGCGACACCGUGCAAACAGAAGGACGAUUCUCAAAAGUUCUCUCCUUCACAGACUCCCAGUCCCCCCACUAACGCCUGUCCUUUGAUUGGAGUUGGCCGGCGGACAUCUGUUCUGUUCAAGAAAGCUAAAAAUGGAGCGAGACUGGCAAAGAUUAGAGCAGCUCAGUUACAGUAUGUAGGGACCACUGAGGGUAAAACCAAUGGAUUGGACAGUUCCCCCACCAUUACAAAACCUCCCAGUGAGACUGCCCUUUCCACCCCUGCCCCUCCCCCCACUCCCUCCUCACCGUCAUCCCACCGCCUGAGGUCCAGAAGGCCCAGCUCUGACAGCGAGGGAGACAAGCCCCUCCCCCUUGUCAAAGUGGAAGGCUUUACAAAUGGUCUAGGAAAGCACAAAGAUGACUCCUCAGACAUAGCAUCCAAUGACCAAAAACAUAGUGUCCCCCCGCCACCCAAACGCAGCCGUGGUAAACCAGCUCUGGCUAAAGUCCCAGAGAGCCAGAAUGGAGGCUCAGGGGGAAGUAUGCUCUUGCCCUUUGAUAGUGACACCGAGCUCACACCCCUCGACCUGGUCUGGGCUAAGUGUCGUGGAUAUCCAUCAUACCCAGCAAUGGUUGUUGACCCAGACAUGCCUCAGGAAGGGCUUCUUCACAAUGGCAUCCCCAUCCCCGUGCCUCCUGGGGACGUGCUAAAACUGGGGGAGCGGAGGCAGAAGGAGACCGGGGAGAGGCACUACCUUGUGCUGUUCUUCGACACCAAAAGGACCUGGCAAUGGCUGCCACGGGACAAGUUGCUGCAAAUGGGGAUGGAUGACACGGUGGACAAACUGCGCCUGAUGGAGGGCAAGAAGCCCAGCGUCCGCAAGUCUGUACACACGGCAUACGACCGAGCCAUGAUACACCUGAACCACGUUAUCAACCACGUCAAGGGGAACCUCACUUUCAACCCCUCCAAUUUUAUAUGAAGGAUUUUAGUGUCAGUCUGCAAAUCCACUGCAAACUGUCUGGCUAGGACUGCUCAAACCCUCACCAAUAACACAAAUCUUCAGUGAGAAAAUAAAAUUUUCUUCAUUCAUUUACUAGUAGGUGGACAUGGAAUUUGAGUGGUUCAAUAUACAGUUUUCUUAAAUAAUUAACUUUCUUCUCAAAUAAUGUUCCUAUUGGAUUGUCAACAUUGCUGUACACCAUUUUGCUAUGGGGAAACUUAAGUUAACAAUUCUAAUUUAGAAAAUAAAAGCAAAUGGAAUGGACAACAUUAUUGGCAGGAGCUAAUACUUUGUUGGCCAGCCUUUGGCUAAGUUAACUGAAAAAUAAUUAGCUUGCUGCACUGUUCUACUGGCAAUUUGUCCCACUCUUCAGCUGCAGACUGCUCCAAUUCUUCAAUGUUUGAGUGGUGCCGAUCUCUCCAUAGGUUUUUGAUGGGAUUCAGUUCUGGACUUAUCACUGGCCACUCCAGAACAGUUCACUGUUUUAUUCUUGAACCAUUCCUGGCUGCUUUUUGAUGUGUAUUUCAGUUGUUCUGCUGGAAGACCCACAACCUUCAACAGAGACCCAGUUGUUGGACACUGGGUUGAACAUCGUACUCAAACACCUGAUAAUCUCAUGAUUUGAUGAUGUCUUGUACACAUUCAAGGACCCCAGAGGCAGCAAAGCAACCCCAGGGCUUUCUUGUCUCUUUCAGGAGUGGGGUCUUCCUAUGUUUACCAAUGACCAAAUGAAGCAUUCAAAGAAAAGAACACCCUCACUAAAAUCAAACAUGGGGAAGGUUCGAUAAUGCUGUGGGGUUGCUUUGACGCCUCUGGUACGUAGGGCCUUGAAUGUUUGCAAGGUGUUUUGGAGUACGGUGUUCAACUCGGUGUCCAAAAACUGGGUCUCUUUUGAAGGGUGCGGGUCUUCCAGCAGGACAAAAACCCAAACACACAUCAAAAAGCAGCCAGAAAUGGUUCAACAAUAAGCACAGGAAUGUACUGGAGUCCAGAUCUGAAUCCCAUCAAAAACCUAUGGAGAGAUCUGAAAACAGCAGUUGGUGGAAGGCACGACUCAAACAUUACAGAAUUGGAGCAGUCUGCAGCUGAAGAGUGGGCCAAAUUGCCACUAGAAAGGUGCAGCAAGAUCAUUUAUGGUGUUAUUUUGCAGUCAACUUGGCCAAAGGCUGUGCGACCAAGUAUUAGCUUGUAGAUGCCAAUAAUGUUGUCCAUGGUAUUUUGCUUUUAUUUUCAGAAAAAAAAAUGUAAACUGAAGCCCCCCCCUCCCAAAAAAAAUGUAUGGUUCUGAAAUGUUUACAAUCAAAUAACAUUUGGAGACCAACAUUUUCUUUGGUAAUUUCUACUUAUUUUAGAAGACUGAGAAUUCUUUAAGAAAAGUGCAAGGGUGCCAAUAUAUUUGGCUGCAACUACCUAAAUGAGUGAUGAUCUGGUUGACUCUGACCUUUUUUUUAGGGGGAAUGUUAUAAUUUGGGAAAUUGGGGGGAAAUGUGAAAGGAGGAGUUCCUAAAAGAUGGAUUUUAGGAUAUAUAUUUUUUAAGAUAAAAUCUGAUUACUCAUUGUGAUUACUUUUUAGUACUUUACACAACCACUCUGUUGCAAUGAGUCUAGUAAUAAUAUACAUUUUGUUUUAGCCCGAAGUCAAUCAAGACAAAGAAAGUCAUUGUAUAUAUUUUAUCCUCAAAGGGGAUUUGCUUGAUUCAAAGCAUAUUCAGAUUUGUCAUUGAAAUGCCAUGCUUCUUAUACAUUUUUACACAUUGAUGCUAUUUCUGGGUUUAUUUCUUUUAUAUGAAAUGGUGGUGGUGUGCUUGUUGCAGCUAUUUGAUGGAACAGGACUUUUGAAUGUCUAGUCAUGACUUAGGAAAUGGGUCACUGCAACCAUUUCAAUAAGGUCAAUAACUUGGGAUUCCAGUCCGUGGCAAGAUGUGAUUUGCAAACCCUCCAAUGACUUGAAAAGCACAAUGUUAGUUUGAAAUGGUUUGUAGAUUGAGCUCUGAAGCCAUAGGUAUGAAGAAAAAAAAUGAAAAAAACUUGGUUAUGUGCAUAUAUAGAAGCAAUGCAUAUUUGUAUAUAUGUAAAUGUCUGUGUUUAUAAUACACAAAGUAAUUUAAGGAAUGCAAAAAAAAUCUAAAUAUUAGAUUUUAAUUUAUAUUGUGACAAUUGAGUCUGUUAUUUAAAAAAAUAAAUAUUGAAAAAUAUGUAGGAAGCUUUGUAGCUCUUUGUAUCAAUGUUUCCUAGUGGUCAGUUGGCACAAAACCCUGUAGUUGUCUAGGCAUAAGUGCACUAGCCUACUAGACUGUUUAUUAGGUGGCACAAAGGAGUUCUGGAUCUUGUCAUUUGAAUUAUACCUCAAGAUCUAAAAUCUGUCAAACAAUAUUUUCUCAAAUAAAUAUUGUUUAAAA
Messenger RNA from Salvelinus namaycush (lake trout), 5917 nucleotides. Its product is annotated as bromodomain and PHD finger-containing protein 3-like. Gene Ontology annotation, biological process: regulation of transcription by RNA polymerase II. Bases 63 to 3497 code for a protein of 1144 amino acids. Gene Ontology annotation, molecular function: protein binding. Gene Ontology annotation, cellular component: MOZ/MORF histone acetyltransferase complex. The transcript is spliced from 12 exons. The record is from RefSeq and is a predicted model, not a curated record. NCBI's taxonomy places the organism in Eukaryota, Metazoa, Chordata, Actinopteri, Salmoniformes, Salmonidae.